AAAACAUAGAGGAUUUGUCCUCUCUCUCUCUCUCUCUCUCCAUUGUAGCAAAGCUAUGGAUUUUCUGCACAAGUUCUUGGGCAUUGCACUGCCUCCCUUGAUGCUCAUUGUGUUCUCUAUCACUUUGGCCCCAUUUCUCUUUCUCAAGUUUCUUUAUUUCUUAAAAAGAUCCAAAUACAGUGAAAACGUGGCGGGCAAAGUCAUACUCAUUACUGGAGCAUCUUCUGGAAUUGGUGAGUAUGUUGCAUAUGAGUAUGCUAGGAGACGAGCAUGUUUAGCCCUUAUUGCAAGAAGAGAGGACCGUCUUCAAGAAAUUGCAAAUAGAGCCCGACAACUAGGAUCCCCAGAGGUUAUUGUGGUACCUGCAGAUGUUUCCAAGGUUGAAGAUUGCAAGCAUUUUGUUGAUGAGACAGUGAACCACUUUGGACAAUUAGAUCAUUUGGUGAACAAUGCUGGAAUAACACGCUUUGAAUUAUUUGAAGAUUCCGUCCAAUUCUCUGAUUUUGCUUCAAUCAUGGUAAAAAUCGAGACCAAUAUGGUUGCAUUUCUGUCUCACUUUUGUAACAAGGACAUAAAUUUUUGGGGUUCAAUAUAUAGCACCCACAAUGCAAUUCCACACUUGAAAAAACGAAAGGGAAAGAUUGUUGUACUUGCUUCAACUGCAGCAUGGUUGGCUAUGCCAAGAUUGGGUUUCUACAAUGCAAGCAAGGCAGCCAUAAUAUCCUUUUUUGAGACAUUGAAGAUUGAACUUCGUUCACAUAUUGGAAUAACAAUUGUGACUCCUGGAUUGAUUAAGUCAGAAAUGUCCACAAAAUUAUCAAAGGCUAAAGCAGCCUGGACCCUAGCUAAGUCAACAGAAGGGUGUGCCAAGGCAAUUGUGGCCAGUGCUUGCAGGGGAGAUUUGUACUUGACUGAGCCAUCUUGGAUGAAGGUGAUGUUUUGGAUGAAAAUCAUGUGUCCUGAAGUAUUGGAAUGGUAUUUUCACUCGAGGUUUGUCAAGAGGCGCCAAACUUCAAAAGACUCCUAGCUGCAACAUCUAGUGUUUAUGCCAAUAAAUUCUUCAACAUAGUUUCAAUUUAAUCUCCAUGCAUGAAGGCAUAUAAAAAUCAUGAAGCCAAGCAAAGCUAAUGGGUCUCGCUUCAAUUUUGAUAUUAUACCUUUAGAGUUGAAUUAAUUUGUCAACUUGAUAAAUUAUAUCAAUAUCUGUUUAUGAAGCACAUAACUUGUCUUUUUUUC
Molecule: messenger RNA, 1236 nt
Organism: Quercus lobata
Lineage: Eukaryota; Viridiplantae; Streptophyta; Magnoliopsida; Fagales; Fagaceae
Product: 11-beta-hydroxysteroid dehydrogenase-like 4A
Exons: 6
Coding region: 56-1027 (323 amino acids)
Cellular component (GO): cytosol
Molecular function (GO): oxidoreductase activity
Source: RefSeq, a predicted model, not a curated record